Triplophysa rosa is the source of this 2415-nucleotide messenger RNA. It is a transcript of the gene lrrc28, whose product is annotated as leucine rich repeat containing 28. The coding region runs from base 116 to 1207 and encodes 363 amino acids. The record is from RefSeq and is a predicted model, not a curated record. Gene Ontology annotation, molecular function: protein binding. The transcript is spliced from 10 exons. NCBI's taxonomy places the organism in Eukaryota, Metazoa, Chordata, Actinopteri, Cypriniformes, Nemacheilidae.
CUAGUGACGCGUUUGUCGUGAGACGGAAUCCAGUGCAGAACACAAACAACUUUUUGACAGAAUUUUAUCUAAUUGGGAUUUAUUAUUUUAAACAAGGAUGUGAGAGAGAACAGAUAUGGCCUCCGAACUCCAUGAAACCAUCUUCAUGGCCAAACAGGAGCGACACAAGAAUCUUUUCCUGAACUACAGAAAUCUCAACAACUUCCCCGUCGAGCUUCUCAAAGAUGAAGGUCUUCAGUUCCUGGAGAGACUUUACAUGAAGAGAAACUCUCUGACCGCGCUGCCUGAGAAUCUAGCGCAGAAACUCCCCAACCUGAUUGAAUUAUACCUCCACUCAAACAACAUUGCCAUGAUUCCUCAAGCAAUUGGCAGCCUAGUAAAGCUGCAGUCCCUGGACAUGAGUGACAACGCCCUGCAAGUCAUCUGCCCAGAGAUUGGUCAGCUGCGUUCUUUACGACACCUGCGAUUGGCCAAUAAUCAACUGAAAUUUCUCCCACGAGAACUGGGAGAACUUCGAGAGCUGGAGACUCUCGAUGUGUCCAUGAAUCUCCUGAGGACUCUUCCGGAAGAUCUGCAUCAGUGUGAGUCUCUGCAGUGUCUGACGGCGGACCGUAACCUCUUGUACUGCAUCCCCCGUCAGCUCUGCUCACUGCCCGACCUCAGUGAGCUCUCAAUGGCUGCCAACUGCCUGACCUCUCUGCCCCUAGAUCUGGGCCGUUCCAUGGAGCUGCAGUUUGUCUUUGUGGACAACAACGCUCUUCUGAAGGGCCUGCCAUCAUACCUCUAUAAUAAAGUGAUUGGCUGCAGUGGAUGCGGUCUGGCUGCUCAGGUCUCUGAUGUGAAGCAUCUCUCUCUGGCCCUGGGAGCUGUGACCGUCCCUCUCCCUUCUGAAGUGAAGGCCAUCGGAUUGGAGACGGACCGCGUGCUGCCGCUGGAAGAGCUGGCAUGCCGAGUCCUGCACGCGGAUGGUGACCAGUCCGGCAGGGGAGACGUCAACUUCCUGUUGCCCAAGAGUCUUCUGGACGUUGUACGAUGGCCUCUGGGUCACUGUCACCGUUGCAGUCAGCCCAUGUUCACCAUCGUCUACCCCAAACUCUUCCCUCUCAGAGAGACGCCACUCGCUGGAGUGCACAAGAGAACCACCGUGAGUUUUGUCGCAUACUGCUGCUCCAGCCAGUGUCUGAUGACCUUUGACCUCCAGGGCUGACGUUUCGUGCGAUGACUUCACAUCACUGCUCGCCGAGCGCCGGGGAACAUCACAAGAUGCUGUUGAGCUGAGGUCUGACCGUGUUCUAGACGUCACACACAAAGCCAGCACUUGCUUUAAACCUGAUGACAUGUCUGACUUGAAUUCAGAAUAUGAAGGGCCUGUUCAAACAAUAAAGAAACGUGUUAUUGCAGUUUACAGUUAGAAGAACGGUCGAGGGCGUCUAGUGAGAAAUGUUGAAAUGGAGAGCAGACUUUUUAAAGAAAGAUAUAUUUAUAAGAUCAUAAGAUAUACUUAAGACUGAUUGGUUUAAACAGGAAUAUGGGGUGAGAUAUUUUAAAUUAUAUUAAAAAAAGAGUUAAAAAAAACGAUCUACAUUUUUAUUUAUUGAUAAUACAGAGUGACAUAAGCCUAAUUUGAGUUGAAAAGUGCUAAAAUGACUUUUAGACAUUAAAAAUGCCACCAAGUUACAAAAUGAUCACAUUGAGUUUCAUAAACAUAUUUGUGUGUUGUUGAAAGUGAUGAGGAAUUACUUGGCAAUGUUUGAAUCUUAUGUGUAUAGUUGUAUAUAAAGAUGCUGUGUGUUUAUGAAAGUGCCAGCUGACCUUGUGUGAAUCUUGCACUUGAUUGUUCUCAGUGAGAGUGACUAUUUUUGUCUAAAAGAAUAUUUUGAGACUAUUACAUUUGAAGACAUAUGAAUUAACAUAUGAAUUGUUCAGUUGAGAUUUGCAGAUAUUACACUACAGAUACCGCUUAAGAUCUCGACUGUAGUUCCUGAAGAAGAACAACCAACAAUUGCUCAUCUUUCGAUGUAUAGGUGCUCAUCUACAGAAAUACAGAUUAUAAAAAUAAGACUUAAAGUGUUGGGACUGUUACAGUGUCAUAACUCAAAUAUUGAAGGCCGGUGAUGAACCCAAGGACUGGAUGAACGUUCUUGUUUUCUACUCUAUUCUAUUUGUAACUAAAUAAGUGUGCUUAUGUGACUCUGAUUUUGACAAUAUGUAUUCAUUAGUAAAUAUUAAUUAGUACCAUAAAAUUUUACGUUUGACUGUAAUCAAUGCAAAACUUGGUGCUUAUCUAACCAAAAAUACAUAAAAGUUGAAACAAAUCUUUAAUGUACUUUCAAAUCCACAAAUACUAAGUCACAUCUGAACAACUAGGAAUUCCCAAACUACUCUACUGGCUAUACUGGGACCCAGUGGUUACUC